AUGCCCUAUCACCACGUACAGUCGGAGCACAUUCGCCACACCUCUUCUCCCCUCACGACAGCGAGUAAACACUCCGUACUCCCGGUUCCCAGCCCGCGGUGCCACCGUGCAGCAGGGCUCGGUUCUGACCCAUAUUCCUCUGCCGCUGAGCGAGAAACAAUACCUUGUUUAUCCGCACCCCGCUCGAGGAGGGGGUGCGCGCGUCGGCGGCGGGGCCGGGCGGAGGCACCCAGCGCUCCCAGCGCCCGACGACCCCGCCCCCGAGCCCCCCGCGCUUCUACCUGUCUGCUUUUCUGGCUGCUCUCUUGCUGUGCGUGGACUUUGAGCUGGGAAGUUCUGCCACCCUUCAGAUUCCUAGGGAAUGUGCCUCUAGCUGAAUGUGUAGCAUCAUUCUCUUGAAUGGGCCAAGCCUCAGCUUAUCUGCUAUAUAAAGCCUUCAUCAUACACUCAUUUGGGAGAUUGCCGACCUGAUCAUCCUGCAGUAACUGAGGGAUAUUAUAAACCUGUACCUGGAAUUGAACUCACGACCUUGCGCUUGCC
Messenger RNA from Chinchilla lanigera (long-tailed chinchilla), 540 nucleotides. RefSeq names its product predicted GPI-anchored protein 58. NCBI's taxonomy places the organism in Eukaryota, Metazoa, Chordata, Mammalia, Rodentia, Chinchillidae. The record is from RefSeq and is a predicted model, not a curated record.